This is a messenger RNA of Pichia membranifaciens NRRL Y-2026, 1329 nucleotides long. RefSeq lists its product as hypothetical. The transcript has a single exon. NCBI's taxonomy places the organism in Eukaryota, Fungi, Ascomycota, Pichiomycetes, Pichiales, Pichiaceae. The record is from RefSeq and is a predicted model, not a curated record. Gene Ontology annotation, biological process: regulation of DNA-templated transcription. Gene Ontology annotation, molecular function: DNA-binding transcription factor activity, RNA polymerase II-specific; zinc ion binding. The coding region runs from base 1 to 1329 and encodes 442 amino acids.
AUGGCCUCUUUGUAUAGACACACAUCCUACGGCAGUCAAGAAAAUACUGCCAACAACAGCCAAAACAACAACAACAACAACAACAACAACAACAGCAACAGCAACAGCAACAGCAACUCCACCGCCUUUUCCACAGGGAACAGCAUGGCGGACAUGAACCAGAACUACCACAACUACCCAAACAUGAACAUGCCUCCUGCGCCCCUUCCCAACAUGAACAUGAAUAUGAGCAUGUCAAAAGUGCCUAGCAUGGGUGGCAUGAACAGCAUGAAUAGCAUGAACAGUAUGAACAAUAGAAGCAUGGGCGUCAUGGGCGUCCCAAUGGGAUACAGCAACCAGGGUUACCCUGUAUCGGGCGGCAUGAACCUUGGCACCGGCGUCGGCGUCGGAGUCGGGAUACCUGUGUCAGCAGCCAACUACACACGCCAGCACUUCCCUCCUUCGAAUAACGUUGGACUUGCCAGUCAGUUGAGCUACGGCGAGAAGGAUGGCUUCGAUUCACGUAUUCCCAGCGGAGGCAUAACCUCGAACACGCAGACCAAGUCUCCGCUGUCGCCACAGCUUUACCAACAGAACAAUACCAACCGCUCCAGUGGCUACAACAGCAACGGCAUCACAAUCGGUGUCAGCAAGGGGAGUGUGGCGUAUCCGCCAACUCCUCAGACACUCCAUUCACAGCAAGGACAAUACCCAUUAACGCCGCCAGCGUACGAUAACCAAAUAGGCGGUGCCGGUGUGAACUACCGUGAGACGAGCCGGCUGCGAGGGCUCGCCGACGAGGACAGCGAGGGGUACGGAGACCACGUUAGCGGGAGCAGCAACACCGGCGACGAGAGUCGGGAACUAUACUACGAGAUGAGCUCGAAGACAUAUGUCCCCAAGACCCGGGAGGAGGGCCGCGAGGGCCUACGGACGGGGGCACUCGUGAAGGUGGACGCUGAGCACGAGAACGGUGACAGCAGCGGCAGCCGCAAGAAGAAGCUCACGGGCAGCGGUAACGAAAGCGACGACGACGACGACUCUGACGGCAGAGACGACGAGAGCAGGAACCCAGAAAAGAGGGAGGCGAGCGGCAACCGCAGCCGCAACAAGCGAUCUCGAGGCGGCUGUUUGACCUGUCGCCAGAGAAAGAAGCGGUGCUGCGAGUCCAAGCCUGUGUGUUCGGAGUGCAGGCGGUUGAACAUCAAGUGCAGAUGGCCUGUGCCAGGCAGCGAGCGCAAGAACAAAUCGAAGAACCAGCCCCACAUGUCGCACGACGAGGUGUACCACGAGGUGUACGGCGUGAUCAAGGUGCUACGAGGGGUUGUCGACUACAAGAUCGAGCCAUGA